This is a messenger RNA of Penicillium argentinense, 531 nucleotides long. RefSeq lists its product as uncharacterized. Bases 1 to 531 code for a protein of 176 amino acids. The transcript has a single exon. Lineage: Eukaryota; Fungi; Ascomycota; Eurotiomycetes; Eurotiales; Aspergillaceae. The record is from RefSeq and is a predicted model, not a curated record.
AUGCCGCUGACUUCAUGGCUGGUUCCAUGUGGGGCCGCCGAUGAUGUCGUGGAUCGUGAGCCCGACCAGCCAAAUGAGCAGCCUCGCCGUCCGCCAGACGCAGCAGAGCCGGCCCGCACGAUCGCAGACGGCUCGUGGGGUCAGCAACGCCCUCGUGCAACUGGCCGAUACGACUUGCAAACCACCAAUCGCAUAUUGCGCGCGGACGCAGGGUUGUGGAAACUUCGAGAAGCUUCGGCCACUCGACGUCACACGUCACUCACCUGGAGAGAUGGAGACGCUCUAGAGCCUUUCAAGUUUCCAGCGUGCCCCGACAGGGUCUCACUUCCUUUCAUCUCCGACCAUUUUCUCAGUCCUUUUGUCCACGACCUUCACACCAUCUCCGACAACGCCUCUCUAGGCCCCAUUCCCAGACCGUUUCCCCGACCGACACCUCUACGUCAUUCGAGAAGCUCCUCUGGGGUUCUAUUUCGCUGCGCCCGCGAGGAGAUCCGUGAUUUUAAGCUGACAGCCCUCGCCCGCCCGCGCUGA